CUCUCGUUUUACGUUCACAAGAGAAAAAUAAUCUUAUCGGCCAUGGUGAGAAAAAGGCUUUCUCUUCUCUGCGUCAGCAGACCAAAGAUUUCUUCAACAGUCUUGAAGGGUGAUCGGGGAUCGUCUCCAUCAACCCAGAAGAAUCGCACAAGGUUUCUGAUCUUGGUCCCAUGGCGUUGCCCACAUGCUUCAAGAGCGAGAUUCCCGUGCCUCCUGUCUCAGGGCAUCAUUUCUCACGCAGUCUCGGGAAACAGUCCACUCUGUCCGCUUUGCCGACUAGAUUACAACGCAGUCUCCCAACCGAUGAUGACCGCAAGAGGCUGAAAACUCGAGCCGCUUUUACUUUCCCGCCGGCGUUUCUGACGAAAGGAGGCCGAGAUGCGAAGCUUAAGCAGCUCAAGCAAGACCUUUUCGACGCCAUUGCCCCUCUCAACCGCGGCGCCUCUGCCACGCCCAAUGACCAGCUCCGUGUUGAUCAGAUAGCGCAAAAGCUGGAAGCGGUUAAUCCUACUAAGGCACCUCUGAAAUCUGACUUACUCAAUGGAAAAUGGGAGCUCAUUUAUACGACCUCUGUCUCCAUUCUGCAGUUAAAGAAACCAAGGCUCUUAAGGUCGAUAACAAACUACCAAGCUAUUGAUGCAGAUACGUUAAAGGUGCAAAAUAUGGAGACUUUUCCAUUCUUCAAUUCGGUAAUUGGAAACUUGAAGCCCCUCAAUCCGAGGAAGGUUGCUGUAAAGUUCGAAAGGUUUAGAAUUCUAGGCCUUAUCCCUGUAAAUGCGCCUGAUACAGCUCGUGGUGAACUGGAGAUCACCUACCUGGACGAGGAGCUACGGGUAUCAAGAGGUGACAAGGGCAACUUGUUUAUACUAAAGAUGUUUGAUCGUUCCUAUCGAAUUCCUCCUCCGUGAUUGAUGUCUUUGCCAAGUGUGUAAUGUAAUAGAAAGAAACUUCAGAUUCAAUCUUUGAUCUGUUGGUCAGUGUGUUAUAUGAGGUUAAACGUACAGAAACUCCAGGCCACGCCAAUUGAGAACACGAAUCUUUUGGAAAAAUGUAUAUGAAUUUUAAGGUUUAUUGACACUAAUCA
Tarenaya hassleriana is the source of this 1084-nucleotide messenger RNA. RefSeq names its product probable plastid-lipid-associated protein 4, chloroplastic. The record is from RefSeq and is a predicted model, not a curated record. Lineage: Eukaryota; Viridiplantae; Streptophyta; Magnoliopsida; Brassicales; Cleomaceae. Bases 171 to 908 code for a protein of 245 amino acids. The transcript has 6 exons.